Messenger RNA from Exophiala bonariae, 2742 nucleotides. RefSeq lists its product as uncharacterized. Bases 1 to 2742 code for a protein of 913 amino acids. Gene Ontology annotation, molecular function: protein phosphatase activator activity. NCBI's taxonomy places the organism in Eukaryota, Fungi, Ascomycota, Eurotiomycetes, Chaetothyriales, Herpotrichiellaceae. Gene Ontology annotation, cellular component: nucleoplasm; protein phosphatase 4 complex. The transcript is spliced from 5 exons. The record is from RefSeq and is a predicted model, not a curated record. Gene Ontology annotation, biological process: DNA damage response; protein dephosphorylation.
AUGGCAAUGCAACCGCCGCUUGCCAACGACAAGAAGAGAGUCAAGGUCUAUGAGCUGCGCGAUAGUGACUGGUUUGACAGAGGUACUGGGUUUUGUACCGGACAGGUCAUCAACGAUGAACCGCGCAUCUAUGUUGAGUCCGAAGACCAACCCGAUCGCAUGUUACUGGAAACGCGCAUCGUUAAGGACGAUGGCUACCAAAAACAGCAAGACACACUGAUCGUAUGGACCGAAACAAAUGGCACUGAUAUGGCACUGAGCUUUCAGGAAGCGGAAGGCUGCGCAGUUAUCUGGGAUUUCGUACACCAGGUUCAGCAGCAGCUCAUGUCCCUUCCUGACGACGGACUUUCAGACGAUGCUCUCGAGAACAUGACUUCCUCCUUUACCCUGAGCCUACCCGAACUCAACAACCUAGACGAAAUAGAACAGAAUAUAAGGCACGCGAGUAUAACGCAAGGCGGUAGAGAGGCUUUGGCAAAAUUCUUGAUCAGAGAGGAAUAUCUACUGAAGCUGAUCCCCUUGGUGGAUGUCGCUGAGGAUUUGGAGAGUUUACCCGAUUUACAUCGACUCUGCAAUAUCAUGAAGGCUCUAAUAUUGAUGAACGAUAAUUCAAUCAUUGAAUACCUAGUCACGGACGAUGUCAUCCUCGGCGUCGUUGGCGCGCUCGAGUACGAUCCCGAUUUCCCCACGCAUAAAGCCAACCAUCGAGUGUACCUGGCGGAUGAAUCGAGAUAUAAAGAGGUGGUUGAGAUCAAAGACCAAAACAUCAAGCGCAAGAUCAGACAAACUUGGCGCCUUCAGUACCUAAAGGACGUUGUCCUCGCUCGGAUUCUUGACGAUCCCACAUUCGGAGUCCUCAAUUCUCUUAUCUUCUUCAACCAAGUUGAUAUCGUUCAGCAUCUCCAGAACAACACCACAUUCCUCAAGGAACUCUUCGCCAUUUUCAGCCUCGACAAUACCGAUGUCAAGAGGAAGGAACAGGCAGUUCAUUUCCUCCAGCAGUGCGCUGCAAUCGCCAAAACGCUACAGAUGCAAUCUAGGGCCAAUUUACUUAACAAUUUCAUUGCCCAUGGAUUGUUCGCCGUCAUCACAUUUGCUGUCAAACACCCAGAGCCUUCAAUGAGAACCACAGGCAUCGAUAUACUGGUGGCUUUGUUGGACCACGAUCCAAGCAUGAUGCGCGGUUAUAUGCUCAAAGCUGUCCAUGAGAAGAAAACCCCCCUGACAGAUACCUUGAUUGAAUUGUUACAUGCCGAAACGGAUUUGGGAGUCAAGAACCAGCUAGCCGAUGCGAUCAAGAUCUUGCUAGAUCCUCAACCUCCCUCGAAUGACCAAAUGGGAAAUCGACAAAGCUCCGAGUUCAUGACGAAACUGUCACGGCCGCAACCCACACCUACACAAGCUGCCAAUGAGCAAUUUGCGCAAGACAAUUUUGAUCGAUCAUGUCGGAAACUGUUCCAGCCCUUGAAGACCUUGGAAUUCAGAGAUUCCCUUCAAAAUUUCAGCUAUCAAGAGGUGUCUUUAUAUGGGUACCUCAUUGAUAUUCUGACCUUCUUCGUCCGACAACAUUCCAUGAGAAGCCGACCAUUUGUAUUGUCAGAGAAUUUAGGCCCACGUGUUGCACAGUUACUCAAAGUCCCUCAAAAGCCUCUAAAAUUGACUGCAUUAAAGUUUUUCAGAACGGCUGUUUCCCUGCAGGAUGGAUUCUAUGCAGCACAGGUGGUCAAGAGUGGAGCAUUCGACGCCAUACUAGAUAUUGUGAUCGACACCAUGCCCAGGGACAAUCUCCUAAACUCUGCUUGUCUUGAACUUUUCGAAUUUAUCCGAAAGGAGACUAUCAAACAGGUUAUUGUUCACCUUGGGCAACAUUAUCGGGAAAAACUUCAGAACAUCACGUACGUUGAUACGUUCGAAAAUCUUUUGAUCAGAUUCGAACAACUCACCACAGAACCUCCACCUGAACAUGAGCAUACUUUGUUCAGUCAAGACGAUGCAACCCCGCCGAUGAAUAGAACCCAUCUGAACGGAAGAUGGCAAGGGCUCGCCGACAUGGACUCAAACGAAGAGGAUUAUUUCAACACUUCUGAUGACGAUGAAGACGACAGAGAUGAUGGCGCAGACCAAGAAAAUGUGAAGGAUGUUUCAGAGAGGAUGCAAUGGCAUCGAAGACGAAUGAAGAAUGAGAUGAUGAAUGGCAGUGCUUCUCCAAUCAGCAAGCCACUGGUCGACUACCCGGACGAUGAUGAGGACGAAACGAUGGACUCCAAGAUGGUGGGUCAAUCGCAGGCACCACUAACUCCAGAUAGCAGUAAGGACGCGUCUUCACCAGAAGCCAAAGCAGUCCCGGAAAAGACACUCGAACCAUCACCGGAUAUCAAGUCAGCAGCCGAGGUAGAAGGACAGGCUCCACCAGAAAGGCUUGCGGAAAAGCGGCGAAGACAGGACGAUGAUGAAGACGACGAACUAGGAAAAUUGAGCGGAGGUCCCAAACGUCGCAAUUCAUCAUCCAGUGUUUCCAGCCUUUCAUCUCAGGGAUCCUUGCGUAGGAAGAAAGGGUUUCUGAGAUCCAAACAAGCUGCCGACAGUGCAACCACUACCAACGCCGAUACGGAGAAUCAUGUCGAAGGACGAAAACCGCGAAAGAUUGCCAUCAGUCUGUCCAAUGCUACGAAUAAAGCAGAGGAAAAAAGCAAAGCAAAAUUGCAAAACAAGUCGGCCGUUGAGGCUAAGGAACAAGGAUGA